ACCGAGGCAUCUGCAGCUCCAGACCGGACAGAGAGUAGCGAGGAGCGGCCACAGAGAGGAGCGAAGAGAGAGGACAGAACCGCGGACACAACCGAACACUGCCCUGGGAGACCGCACCAGAGCCAGGGAAGAAGUGGACUAAAGCCGGUUAAAAGUAUCCGAACAACCCGAGACCUGCGGAACAAAGCCGAGAGCAGUAGCUCAGCACGGGUGGGGGGCGGCGGACUUUACCCGUGAAGAGUGUGUUAGCGGCGGGGAGCAGCACCGUGAGGCCGCAGAGGAGCGAGUGUGGGGCGGAGGAGCUGAGCCGGACCUCCCGCUCCGCUCCACGGGACCUCUGCACUUUGUUCCCCGCUGCAGGAGGUCCUGUCCCGGCGUCAUGAAGAAGAACAGCUCCGGUAAACGGGGAGGCCUGGACCCGGAUAAAACUGGAUGGAUACGAAAGUUCUGUGGAAAAGGUCUCUUCAGAGAAGUCUGGAAAAACCGAUUUGUGAUUCUGAGACAAGACCAACUGUUCAUCUGCCGCAAGGAGGUGAAGGAGCCUGGUCGGGCUGAUGAGGUCUUGGAUCUUCUGGACUUCGAUCAUUGUGAAGAAAUCCGAAAGAACAGGAGCCGAAGCAAAAAGAACCACAGCAAAUUCAGACUGCUGCGCUCCUCUGCACCUGGCAACACGGUGGCGACUCUGGUGUUUCUGGCUGUGAGUCCAGAGGAGAAAGAUUCCUGGAUCCAGGUCCUGAAUGUGGCCCUUACCAGAGCUAAAAACCGGGUCCUGGAUGAGGUGACUGUGGAGGAUGCACAGCUUGCUCAUCUGACCAGAGACCGGGUGAGGAUCCCUCACACGCGCCGUUUGCCCACACGAGGACACCUGCUGGCUGUGGCCUCGGCAUCCUCAGACGGAGCCCUUACUCUGGAUCUGAUCCACGAAGAAGACCCUGGUCAUAGAUCCCAGACUGACAGAAAACCACACACCCUCCCCAGACAGGUGGCGCAGGGGGGUAAGUCCGUGUCGUCGGAGAAGAGUUUGUCUUUGGACCAAAUCCCCCGAGACCCGAGUCCAGGUCCCAAGUCCAAAUACGAGUCCAAAUUUGGGUCUAUCUCACGGCUCCAAGACCUAAUCCAGGAAAAGAUCCACAGGACGGAGCAGCUGCUGACGGAACUCAGGCCAGACCUAGGGCGAAACCAGGACCAGGGACUAAACCAGGACCAAAGUCUAAUCCAGGACCAGGGACUAACACAGAACCAGGAACCAAACCAGGACUUGCCGCAGGACCAAGAGGAAGCCCGAAGGCUGUUGACUGAAGCCAGGGACCAGUGGAACCAGGCCCAUGAAGUCCUGAGUCAAGUCCAAGAGCUGAAGGACUUAUACCAGCGCAUGGACCCCAGCGCUAAUGGUAACGCUAAACCAAGCUCUGACCCAAGCUAGCACCAACAACAGCGCCAGGACCAUAAACUGUCUAUAUAAAUGGACAUAGUUAAUGCGGACGUGAGCAUGAGUGUGCUCUGGCUCCAUCGAUUCUGCUCCAAUUCACGUUCUAUUGAAAAAACAUGGCCCUCUCUUUGUAACUGCUGCUGUCAGACUCGACAUUUUGACCUUAAAAUGUUCGUUUUAACCCGCUCUACAUGAUCCUGGAGUUUUUAUUUCACUUUAUCCCUAAAUCAAGAUAUGAACAUUAACAAUAGACGAAUUGGGUGCAUUCUUUUUCCUGCUAACUUUAGUAGCAGGUUUGAUUGACAGCGUUGCUAAGCCUCCGCCCCCACCAAACCAGUGGUGGGGGGGAAUAGGUGUUACCUUUAACAGCCUUGAUCCUGAUUGGCUCAGUGGUUGCUAUGAUAAUCAAGAAUGGAUUUCCAAAUAUGGAACUGGGCUCCUGGUUAGUCACUAUAAUUCCUUGCCUCGAUGAGCUUAAUUUGGAGCCAAACGCUGUGGGUGACAUCACAUUCCCUCAGUUCACUUAUUGAUACAAUCUGUGGCCAGGACUCAUGUUUGUAGAUCAUUUUCACAAACAGUUUAUUUAUGUUUUUAUGAUCGGCUGAAGGUUGUUCAAAGGCUCCACUUUCUGACAAAAUCUGAAAAUUUGUUAGCACAAACCUGAAAAACGUAACACUCAAUCAAAAUGUGUUUCUCAAAGCCUUGGUACCUCGCCUUGGUCUGUUCUGGCAUGACAUCCAGGUCAUGUUCCAGUCCUCAUGUCUUCCACACGCACAUGUCCUUCAUUUGGUUUGCAUUUUAGCAUUUCACCAGGGAUACUAGAGAUGGACUUAUGGGUUUUUUCCAUGGCUGAUACUGAUUAUACUACAAACCCACAACCCUGUUUUAGCACAAGCCUUUAAGAGAGCUGUGUCACAUGUUGUGCUGUUAUUUCUUUGUACUCAAGUAUUCAAAUAAAGCUUUACACUAAUUCUUUAGGCAGCAGGUUGCAAAAACAAAAUAUUAUGAAACGAAAUAUAUGUUCUGGAGAUUUAAGGCCGAUAGCUGAUAAGUUAAAAAGUGCACUAUAUCGGUCUAGAUACAUAAGUGUAUCCAGAGCCAUAAUGGUCUGGGUGUUUCCCAAUUGCCAUGGUCUCUGAACCGGAGAGGUCAUCAGAGCUCUGCCAAGUGCUGUGCUGAUUCCCUCAAAGCCCUCAUGUCGUCCACGCCUCCAUUUGGCUUAUUUACCCAGGAUGCACCUGUGUAGGUGGCGAUUCACAAAUCUUUUAUGAAACAUGAUGUCUGAAUACAUCUGAAUAUGGGAGUAACAAAAGGCCCUGUCCACAGCUGCUUGUUUACCCCAGAUGCCCUCUCAGACACAGCCC
Molecule: messenger RNA, 2793 nt
Organism: Periophthalmus magnuspinnatus
Lineage: Eukaryota; Metazoa; Chordata; Actinopteri; Gobiiformes; Gobiidae
Product: pleckstrin homology domain-containing family O member 1-like
Exons: 7
Coding region: 380-1423 (347 amino acids)
Biological process (GO): regulation of myoblast fusion
Cellular component (GO): ruffle membrane; muscle cell projection membrane
Source: RefSeq, a predicted model, not a curated record